UCAAGGUAGAAUAUUUGUUUUGCUAUGGUCGAGAGAGCAUUUUGAAUAUGUGACGUCACUUAUGUAGCAACGCUAAGCGUCACAUGCUGCAUUAGUAAUACUCUAUAUCAGGAUUUACCUGAGCGCAAGCCGAUAUAAAUUUAAAGGCAACAGCAGGAAACAGCAAUUCGUAGUUUACCGGCAAAGCGAGCACGUCGUGGAUAGUGUUGUACGUUAUUCCAACCAAAACCAAUAAAGCUUAUACGGAUGGCCUAGUCAAUUUUGCGGCCGCUCCGCCAAGUUAAAUUAAUACUGCAUGUUACAGACUAUGAUGGAAAGAAACCCCUUUGAGUUGGACCCAGUGCUGGAAAAUUCUGUGGACAUCCAAGAACUUUUCAACAACUCCACUCAGGUUAAUGACGAGGCUUUAGAGAAGCUUAUCUUGGAUAUUAAAUCUAACGACAUUGUCCAGAGCGUAGGAGGUGGAAGUGAGGACUUUACAACAUUAGUAAACGCUACUCCCGUCACUGUGCAGGCCCAGCCCGUGUCAGAUCAGUCCCUCAUAGAGCAGCUCAGCAGUUUCGACAACUUUGAGUUUGUACUCAACACGGAUCCGGUGUCCAAUUGUUUACAAUCGGUAAGAGAAACACUUCAUUCUACAGGGUCAACAGGGUCAGACGACUUCGACCACUCAUCGUCUGCAUCUUGCGUGGACUCGGACACCUCGGAUCAAGACCUUUCAUCUUUUGUGACCCCACCCCCAAGUCCCAUGGACGUGGAAUACACACCUCGGCCUCGGGGACGACCUGGAAGGAAGCCGUCCGCUGGCGGACCGGUGAAAAAGAAAAGGCAGCCCGAAAAAGGUACACGUGAAUAUUUUGAAAAACGAGCCAGAAACAAUCUUGCAAUUCGCAAAUGUCGUGAAAAAGCUAAGCUGAAACAAGUAGAAAUGGAAGAUCGAAUGCAAUAUCUAGAAUCUGAAAACAUGCAGCUUAAAGGCAAAUUGGACCUUAUGACAAAGCAACUUGAACUUUUGAAAGACUUUGUGGUCUCAAAUGGUUCCAAUCUUCCAGAGGGCAUUGCAAAGGUAGCGAAAAGCUGACAGUGACUGAAACGACAAUCAUCAAUUCGUUGGUCUCAUCUCCAACAAUUCUUGUUUGGACAUUUUACAGUAUGACUUUUUUUUGGGGGUAAUUUACUAUCAUGUAGCCAGAUGUAUGUCGGUAUUUUUGUUAUCAGAUUUGCAUCACUGACAUUUUAUACAAUGUCUUUUCUGAAUUAAUAGUAUCUUUGAAAUGGCAAGCAAUUUUCAUAUCAUAUUACAUUUACGUGCAUACAGUCAGCCUGAACACUGCCCUAAUUUUUAAACCCAUACCAAAUUCACCCUAAACCCUCGUCACGAUUUUAUUUGUUGAUUGAAGGUGGUCAUGCGAAAACCAUUAUUCAGGUAUUUAAAAACCCUAGUAAUCAAUGAAGUAUUAUAGAGUCAAUGUGAAUAUUUGGAACGCUUUCUAUUCAAAACAAAAGACCUUGAAAAAUAUCAACUGUUAAAAUCGCCAUAGGGUCUUGGUUACAUAGUUGACUGUACGCCCUCAACUGCAUUUUGUCAUGUCACUACCAGUUUCUAGUAACUGAAGAACUGCGAGCAGUUCUGUGUAUAUGCUGUGUAUAUAUAUUUUUAUACAUUCCAGUAGAACUGAAAUGUUUUGUGUAUAUGCAGUCAUUGUCGAUUGAUGCAAUGGUUCGCAUAGCGAAUGUUAAUAAAUUUAUUUCAUAAAUUAUAA
Messenger RNA from Ostrea edulis (European flat oyster), 1763 nucleotides. Its product is annotated as CCAAT/enhancer-binding protein beta-like. The transcript has a single exon. The record is from RefSeq and is a predicted model, not a curated record. NCBI's taxonomy places the organism in Eukaryota, Metazoa, Mollusca, Bivalvia, Ostreida, Ostreidae. Gene Ontology annotation, molecular function: DNA-binding transcription factor activity, RNA polymerase II-specific; RNA polymerase II cis-regulatory region sequence-specific DNA binding. The coding region runs from base 296 to 1081 and encodes 261 amino acids. Gene Ontology annotation, biological process: DNA-templated transcription; regulation of transcription by RNA polymerase II.